Molecule: messenger RNA, 897 nt
Organism: Drosophila kikkawai
Lineage: Eukaryota; Metazoa; Arthropoda; Insecta; Diptera; Drosophilidae
Source: RefSeq, a predicted model, not a curated record
CCGCAUACACGCAGUCUGCUUUUCAGCCAAAGCCGCCAACCCAACGCUUCAGAUUCAGCUUCCAAAGCAGCUUGAUUUCAAGGAAUCGCGUCCUUUUAAUCGCAACGUGUGACACAGGCUCCACGAAAACCGUUUUCCCAGCAACGCGCGCACUUUUUCCCCAAAACGCGAACGAAAAGUCGGUCGGUCGGACGGACGGACCCUUUGUGUGCUUCCGCUUUAUCGCUUCUAUUUUGCAUAUUUUUGUUUGCUUAACCAUUCCGUUUCGGUGUCAAAAAGCGAACCCCAAUCCGGGCAAUAAGAGCCAGCGAGCCGAAAAGGAGAGCUUAACUGGAAAUUGUACAACACAAAAGUGAAUUACAAAUCAAUUGAGAAGGCAGCAGCCCUCCGCGGCAGCGAGACAUAGAAGCCGAUUGAAGUGAGCUCCUAAGGGAAGGGAAAAACAACAACAGAGCCCGCAUGAGUAACAGCGCCAUGGUGGCCGUGGCCAUUUGCUGCAUCCUCGUCCUGCUGGCCGUCUUCAUUGUGAUCAUCAUAGUCGUGGGCCAGACGAUCGAGGAGCCCAAGUGAGACAUGCUCCAGCUGGGACCUGGCAACUUCCCAGAUGGAUAACAGAGGCCCCCCAACUGUUAGUUUGCCGGGGCCGCCAGCAAAAAUCAGCGCCACCUUAUCAUCAUCGACGACAUCAUCAACAUAUUUCGCCCCAGAGAAAAUUAGCCCAGGAAACCCAGCAGCACGCAGGAGGAGGAGGAGAGGAGGAGCAGGAGGAGCGGAGAAAAUGCGUCCCAUCGUCAGUAUCCAUUGGCUGUGAUGUGAAAUUUUUAGAAUUUGUGAAGCAAAAACCAAUCGAGAAAUCAACCCAAGAGCACAUAAUUUCGGAACAUUCCGCCUCCCGAU